Molecule: messenger RNA, 798 nt
Organism: Seriola dumerili (greater amberjack)
Lineage: Eukaryota; Metazoa; Chordata; Actinopteri; Carangiformes; Carangidae
Product: aquaporin-1-like
Exons: 4
Coding region: 1-798 (265 amino acids)
Biological process (GO): carbon dioxide transmembrane transport; renal water transport; hyperosmotic response
Cellular component (GO): membrane
Molecular function (GO): water channel activity; carbon dioxide transmembrane transporter activity; ammonium channel activity
Source: RefSeq, a predicted model, not a curated record
AUGUCAGAAAUUAAAACGUGGGCAUUUUGGAGGGCAGCUCUUGCUGAGGCUCUGGGAAUGAUCAUCUUUAUCUUCAUCGGCCUCUCAGCGGCAAUAGGUGACAAAAAUAACACCUACCCUGACCAGGAGAUAAAAGUGGCAUUUGCCUUUGGUUUGGCCAUUGCCACAUUAGCCCAGUGUAUAGGUCACAUUAGUGGUGCCCACCUGAAUCCUGCCAUCACCCUGGGCAUCCUGUCCAGCUGCCAGAUCAGUGUCCUCAGAGCCUUUUUCUAUAUCGUAGCUCAGAUUUUAGGAGCAGUGGCUGGCAGUGCCAUUGUGUAUGGUAUUAGGCCAGAAACCACAGAUUCUCUUGGUGUUAACAAGCUAAAUGGAAUCAGCCCAGGUCAAGGAUAUGUCAUAGAAUUCCUGCUCACCCUCCAGCUGGUCCUGUGUGUGCUCGCAGUCACUGACAAAAGGCGUGAUGUCAGUGGAUACGCACCUCUGGCUAUCGGACUGUCUGUGGGGUUGGGACACCUUGCUGGGAUCCGCUACACAGGAUGCGGUAUCAACCCAGCUCGAUCCUUUGGGCCUGCAAUCAUACUGGAAUCUUUUGAUGAUCAAUGGGUAUACUGGGCAGGACCAAUGAGUGCUGGUGUGGUGGCAGCUCUUCUUUAUAAUUAUCUACUGGCACCUAGAGACGAGCCCUUGAGUGAAAAAGCAAGGGUGUUAUUCUGCAGUGGCUCAUCACCGGAAAAUGAAACCCAGGAGCCCCUUCUGGAGAACACUAGAGAUGCAAAAUGGUCAAAGGAGCCAGUCUAA